Messenger RNA from Phialemonium atrogriseum, 408 nucleotides. RefSeq lists its product as uncharacterized. Lineage: Eukaryota; Fungi; Ascomycota; Sordariomycetes; Cephalothecales; Cephalothecaceae. The transcript has a single exon. The coding region runs from base 1 to 408 and encodes 135 amino acids. The record is from RefSeq and is a predicted model, not a curated record.
AUGCUCUCCCUCCACCCUCAAGAUCACUACCAGCAAUCCACGUCUGGCCUCGCCCUCCGAGCAGCCAUUGCCCAGCUCCACUCACCAGCCCCCAACUUCUCAUCACCUUGUCCCACACCAAACAUGGGCGAAUACAGCCGGGCGAACGGGGCGGCACCGUCUGAAGCAGUGGUAGCUCGGGCUUUGGACACUGCGAGAAACACCCCCGAUGGUGCUGAAGACCCGGUCGUGAACGCAAUACUCGAGGCUGCCAUCGACAGGAUCUGGAAGAAAGUCGAAGCCCGACCCGACUCGUAUAUCAUGAGUAGGGGCGAGUUCGCCGUCUUCAACUACUAUCAGGUGCGCUUCACUGGGAACAGCGUGGCUAUUGCUGCGCGCAAAAGAUACUGGGACAACACACAUGCUUGA